UAAACAAUUGGAUAAAUUGACUGCAGCUCGCGUCAGGAAUAUAUUUACCUGAAGAUGUAAUGAAUUUAACGUCGAUACCAUGGAUUAGCUAAUCCUGCUACUCGCGAAAGAAAGCAUGGGAAAAUAAUGUUGAUGUUGAAGCUUAUUGUUAUGAGUGUAAUGUUUGCCUUGAAUGGAAAGCAUUUUGCAACAGCUGCUCAUACUCGAGUGAUGAACGUCAACUGGAUAUGUGCCGAUUCUGCACCGUGCUUGAGCAUAAUCCGACCCCGGCACAGUAUCGCGCUCGUUGGAUCUGAAGUUGAUUCUUUCAAAAUGGAAAUAUUGGUUCAUCGGCAGCAGGGAGAACAAUACCAAGUCUUGCAAAAAUGGUCGGCAUCUGAAACGACAUAUGAUACGUCCUGGAAUGUGGAUAUCACGUGGUAUCGGUUGAUUGAAAAAGGUGUCCGAAUUCCGAUGCAGCAAUGUCGGAAUAAACUUGUGUGUAUUGCUCCUUUGCUUGACGAUGAAGCAAUAGCGAACAGUGAAACCGACAUUUAUAGAGGUUCUUUCAUCAGCCACCACUUCCAAAUCACCGCUAAUUACCAAGGUCACAAACCAGUAACGAGUCUAGAAAUAAUUAUUCAACGUCGACUUUCAGAUGCCCCAGAAGACGAUAGCAAUGCAAAACCUCGCAAAAUGGAGCCGCCAGUGUCAACCUCCCGAUUAUCAGAACCUGUGAAUGUAGUAGAGAGUGGGAUCGGUGCGUAUAUGAAAAGACAGCAAACCAAAGGUCAAAGCGACGUUGAAAAAAAGAAGAGAUUAAGAACGGAGGAAAGGAUGCAAACAGGCCUAUUCGCUGAGGCAGAUUCUAAAAACGCAACUUUGGCGAAGCCAUCCCAUGAAACACAAAAUACCAAUCCAACACCGAAACAACAAGAUCACAAAAGUAAAAAUUCGUCGAUAACUGGCUUCUAUAACCAGUCUACUAUUGACACAAACAUAGCAAAUGGAUCCAGCAGUUUGAAGAACGAAGCUAAGCCAACAACAGAAGAUCAAUACAUAAGUUACGAAACGAUAAAUGAAAGCUUAAUUGCAGAAACAUCGAAUUUCACAGCAAAUUCGAGCUCAGUUCCGUGGCAUCAUACAACUGACGACUUCCUAACAAAACUCUUUAUGCGUCUUGGACCAACAGCAACAGUCUUGAUACUGCUGGCUGUUACUAUCAUGAUGGCAUUCAUGUGUGUUUGUGGAGCUAACAAAUAUAGACGAAUGGCUAAUGUUGAAGCAAUGUACCGAUAUCACAAAAUGGAGAAAGACCCAGAGCAGAUGAGAAAAUUCCAACAGACUUUCGCAGAACAACCACCUGCAAACAAUCGCAAACGUAGAGGGUCCCGUGUUCUUCGCAAAGUCUUCAAUUCUGUUUCUUCUUUUGUAAAAUACCGCAAAAGUAAGAAAAAGACACCUGGGGUAAGCGCUGGGCGACGUAGAGCGCCAUCGACCGAAACCUCGGAAGAAUCGGAUGAGUUUGACGAAGAUGAUGAUGAAGAGCAAAGUCUCUUAGAUGAUGAUGACGAUAGUGAUGACGACAGUGAUGAUGACAGUGAUGACGACAGCGAUGAAAAAGAGAGUAUGCCGAUGAAAAUGGGAAGAAAAAUCAAGGAAAAAUCGAGCAAAGUUUUCACGAAAGUGAAAAACAAUGAAACUUUUCAGAAACUGAAAUCCACUGCCAAAAGUCAUCCAAUUUUCACUGGAGCGAAAGCGGCGGCUCAGAAUGCUGCAGAAGGAAAACUACCGAUGGGUGAUAAACCACUUGGAAACAAAAGCAUGUUCACCCGUCUGUGUGACGCUCUCUCUAUACUCAUGUGUCCUUGUUCGUAUAUUUGCAAGAUGUUCUGCGAUUGCUUGUGUGGAUGGUGCCAAGGUAAUCAGCUACAGCGCGUCCAAAAGAAAGCGCAAGCACAAGCUUUCAGUUUUAUGCCAAGUCGAGGACCUGUGACAAGCAGUGACUCAGAUAACGACGAGAUCAAUUUGCUUUACAAAAAGAAAGACUACAAGUCAGCUCAAUGUGAAGAAACAAACAUAUUGAAGAUUGACAAAUCGAAAACAGUAGCCAAGAAUCAAUCUUUCACUCCUCGAACCGAUAUCAGUGGUCGAUUUUAUUCUAACACUAAGCCAUCGGUUAAAAUUUUACGUGAUUCAUACGACAAUUCCAACAGAGAAGAAGGUUCAAAAGUGAUAUAUCCAUCUUCUCGUGUAAAAGAGGGAAAAGCUCUCCAGGGUACCACGAAAAGGCAACCAAAUAAAGGUACAACUGCUCCAUAUCCGGAUAAGUGUAAUCCACAGAAAUCACGAACAGCGAGACCAAUCGUUCUGAGCAUGCCUGGCCCUAGUACUCCUCAGCAACCGGAUUUGAAAGUGAUUCCCCUGAUGGCCAAAUCUUCAGAUGGCAAAAUGCCGAAAGCAGCCGCCACAGAAAGGGGAAGAGGUAUCGACGUAGGCACUGUUUCUUCACGAGCAAAGAAAAUCGUACCACCAAGUCCACGGAAAAAUCCAAAAAAAGGAUCGGUGGCUCCGAACAUGGCUGAUAAUAGACCCUUUCAACAAAAACACCAUGAAUACAUCACUUCAUUUUCCAGCACGCCAAGCGAGACAACACAAUUCACAUCUCCAAGAGAAAAAGGAACCAAAGACGAUGUAUUAUGUUCAGCGCAGAAAGAGAAAAUUUCAGCACACAAUCCGCUUAAAACGCCAGUGGCGAGAUCGGUGGUUUUGGACAGAACUGGCCAGAAGACAUCUCAACAUACCAACCCCGAAGCCAUUCCUUCGUUUCCCAGAACAUCGGGAGCACGAUCGCAAAACACAUCAGCUAUAGAAAAGAAAAAUAGAGAUUGUAGGUUAAGUUCUACAAAUGUGAAAGAUGUACCAAAAUCUCAACGAUUGAUGGAUACAAACGUGCCUGGCUCUGACACAUGCCAACGAAGAGACUCCGAUGCAAUUCCUUCAUCUUCUAAGACGUCUGGUGUUAAAACACGAAACACGCCUACACCAGAAAAAAGAAACACUGACGGAGGAUUCUCUUCAUUCCAAAACGAGGGAAAGCGCGAAAACGUCAAUAGAGCAAUUAUUCUGGAUAUACCAGGACCGAGCACAGGACCGCAACCGGAUCACAACUGUACGUGCCAUCUGAAUGCCGGAGACUCGAAUAUGAAAAUAAGCCCCACAUGCAGAAACGAAUCUCUUCAUUCUCCUCGUAAACAUAGAUGUGGACUUCAUUGUAUCCGGCAGCAAUCGUCUCAUACACCAACUAAACGUAGGUUUCCCACGACUCCAACACGCCACACAACUGUCAACAUGAAUCCCGAACCGGCACACCGCCCGAUGAUCCCGCCUCGACUUUCAAGAACACCACCCCCGGACGUAGAAGCUCCAGAAGUAACAUCAUCAUCGUCUUCGGAAAUCGACGAGCUCUCAACGUCAAUAUAUGGUGGGAAUGAGUUGUCUUCCACAACAACACAGGAAUCACAUAGCACUAGUGAGGAACAAGUUUUUACACAGGGAGAUGUAAGCACUGCGAGUGUGAGCGUUUUAGAACGUACAAAGGAAUUCUUUAGGAGAGAAAACGAGCAUAUGGACGCCUUGAUGGAGACUUGGGAGGAAAGAACAAACGGGAGAACCUAUGCUAAUGGUCGAGGAAGGUACCGGUCAAGAGCAUGGAUCGCUCAUCGACGAAACAGAAGAAGAGAAUUGUCGAUUGAACAAGAAUGUAGAUCCGUUGUGAAUGUUCCACAAACGAACUCACCUGAAACAUCAUCUUCUGUCACCCCGGCAGCAUCUGAACCAGUCAAAACAUCAAAGGAAGUUCAGAAGCUAAAAUGUCCUUCAAGAUUGUUAUAUAAAAGAGAGAGACUCAAUAUGACCAGAUUGGAAGGAACAUUGCAAAUAACAAGCCACCCACCUAACAGUCCACCAUGCAACACACAGCCUGGAACUUCAAAAUUCCGACAAAGUCAAUCCAAUAAUGUUCGCGGUGGCAGUCCCAGAACGAGGACAAAUUUGACCGAAGAGAGAAUCAGUUCUGUCGGUACAUCAGAAAUUGACGAUGCUUUAGGAACAGAUUCUUCCAGAGAAUAUUCUGUUCUCACUGACGAAGUCAUGGGAUCCAGCGAUGAUGCGAAGUCACUGAAACAUAAUGGCAAUUGCGUUAACGAUAUUCCAGUAAACAAGUCACAAAACGAAAAGAAGAGUACCGACAAUGAAAACAAAGUCGAUAAAAGGGCUUUGAAUAUAGAAGAGCAGUUAUCAUAUUCAAAAGCCAGUAAAACCGCGCCUCAAUCCUCAGUGUCAAAAAUAAGUAGUUCCACAGAUGGCGAAGGCGAGUUUUUAUCAGCUCCAAACUCCCCACGAAAACUUUUACCAUCUUCUGAAAUGGAGCCGAGACCAGAAGACGUUUCAAAACAGGCGACGCCUGGCAAGGUUGCCAAUGUGCCACAACAGUACAGAAAAGGAACAGAACCAACGAGUGCGCUGCGAACAGCUGCGUAUGACUUUUUGAAAGAAGACGAUUAUUACGAGUCGUCUUCUGACGAUGCAGAUGACGAAUUUUGGCGGGUUUCACUAUAGCACCCCCACAAAUUUUUAAACUGAACACUAAUCGCAACUGCACUUGAAGAUCUAGUUUUUUGAGCGCGUUUACUCCGUGGUUCUCUCUUUUGCACUUAUUUUUAUCUAAAUAAAUAUAUUUAUAUAUUC
Styela clava is the source of this 4728-nucleotide messenger RNA. RefSeq lists its product as uncharacterized. The record is from RefSeq and is a predicted model, not a curated record. Lineage: Eukaryota; Metazoa; Chordata; Ascidiacea; Stolidobranchia; Styelidae.